Messenger RNA from Spinacia oleracea (spinach), 1602 nucleotides. RefSeq lists its product as uncharacterized. The transcript has a single exon. The record is from RefSeq and is a predicted model, not a curated record. Bases 1 to 1602 code for a protein of 533 amino acids. Lineage: Eukaryota; Viridiplantae; Streptophyta; Magnoliopsida; Caryophyllales; Amaranthaceae. Gene Ontology annotation, molecular function: protein dimerization activity.
AUGUUAAAACUCUUAGCAUAUUAUAAUAAGGAUGUACAUGAUGUUGUUAUGGGUAAUGCUCCUCAAAAUGCUAAAUAUACAUCUCCUGCUAUUCAAAAAGAGAUUUUACAAGUCUUCGCUGAUAAGGUGCAAAAAACCAUUCGUGAGGAGAUUGGUGAUUCAAAGUUUUGUGUAAUUGUUGAUGAAUCUCGAGACAUAUCUAAAAGAGAACAAAUGGCAAUUGUAAUAAGAUUUAUCGAUAGAAAUGGGUUCUUACUCGAGCGUUUUUUUGAGCUAGUACAUGUUAAAGAUACAACCUCCAAGACUUUGAAGGAAGAAAUUUCUAUAGUAUUAUCAAAUCACGAGUUGAGCAUUCAAAAUCUUAGAGGUCAAGGUUAUGACGGUGCUAGUAAUAUGCGAGGAGAAUGGAAUGGUUUACGAGCUUUAUUCAUGAGAGAUUGUCCUUAUGCGUAUUAUGUACACUGUCUAGCACAUCAAUUAGAAUUGGCUCUUAUUGCUGCAGCAAGAGAAGUAGGUGAGGUCCAUGAUUUUUUCAAAGAUUUGAUUUUUAUUGUUAACACUGUAAGCUCUUCUACUAACCGUCAUGAUGAAUUGCAAGCUAGCCAAAUAGCAGAAUUGGAGCAUUUAAUUGAGAUCGAGGAGGUUGAAACAGGGAAAGGAUUGAAUCAAAUUGGUACUCUCCAACGUCCUGGGGAUACUAGGUGGAGCUCUCAUUUCAAGUCAAUUUGUAGUUUGUUAAGAAUGUUCAACGCAACUCGCUCAGUCCUUGAGAAAAUAGCCAUUGAUAGCCAACAAUCAUAUGCUCAACGCGGAGAUGCUAAAUCUGCUCUUAAAAAGUUGUUGUCAUUUGAUUUUGUGUUUAUUUUACAUUUGAUGGAAGAUAUUAUGGGGUUUACUGAUGGACUUUGUCGGGCUUUGCAACAUAAAUCACAAGACAUUUUAAACGCUAUGCAUUUAGUUGUUGGUACAAAGUCCUUGAUUCAAAAGCUUAGAGAUGAUGGUUGGGAAUUGCUAUUACAAAAAGUUCAUUCUUUUUGCAACAAGCAUGGUACUGAAAUCAUAGAUAUGCAGGUUUCUUAUGCUGAGAUAAUUCGAACACGUCGCAACAAAGACACUAUAACAGUGGAGCAUCAUUAUCGGGUCAACGUGUUUUCUGCAACCAUAGAUCAACAGUUGCAAGAGCUAAAUAGUCGUUUCAGUGAGCAAACAACGGAGUUACUUACUUUAAGUGAAUCUUUGAGUCCUAUUGAUGGAUACAAGCACUUUGAUGUGGAAAAUAUUUGUCGCCUUGCAGAGAAAUACUAUCCGCAGGACUUUUCAGAAAAUGAGAUAUCACAUUUGAAGUAUCAACUUGAACUCUUUUAUUGUGAUGUUCCUAAGCAUUCGGAUAUGAAGAACUUGAGUACCAUAACUGCUUUGUGUAGAAGUUUGGUGGAGAAUAGGAAAUCAGAUGUCUAUCCUUUAGUAGAUAGAUUGAUUCGACUUAUUUUGACCCUUCCUGUUAGCACAGCAACUUCAGAGAGAGCUUUCUCGGCAAUGAAAAUUGUGAAGAUUAGUCUUCGAACAAGAUGGAAGAUGAUUUUCUUUCGGAUUACUUGCUAG